CAUUAACACACAAAACAACGAUAUUAACAAAAAAAACAUUAAUAAAAACUCCAAUUAUGACUUGCGUAGGUAGUGCACCUUAUUUCCGUGUCCUACCUGACACACCUGGCCUCAUAUGUUCCCCCCUGGCUACAGUAAAUAUUGUAAGGUAAGUGAAGUGCUAUAAUUUUUAGUACUUCCUAUGUCAGGUAUUUCACAACCCAGUUGCUUCAGUUGUUGCUCUCAAGUUUCACGCAUUCGACGAGCAUUUCAACCAUUUCUCACGGUCUCACGCAACACCUUGUUUCUCAUGCGGAGAAUUAAGGGAUAACUUAUCCCGAUGUAGGCUACACUUGGACGAGGCGCAGCAAACGGAGGUACUUUUUCUGCCGAGUUGAGAACUGUCUUGAGUUAUACAGUUUCUAGCAUCCAAUCAGAAACUCUUGAAAGCCCUGUGCUUCCUGAAAUGUAGGACAAAGUGUGAAAAUGUUGAAGCUGUCCUAAAUAGUAAACUACGACUUCUCAUUAAUCGAUAAAAGCCUCACCCCUCGACUGACUGUUUUGGCAUUUGUCAUGUGACAACCGCAAAAACGAAAGUGAAAGAAAUUGCUAUUUCAAAUCUCCCAGCUUGGUACGUGGUUCUUGAACGGGUUUUUCGUGUUUUGCAAGAACGACGGACUUUGACUAGGAAUGAUGCUGACCCUGCCUGGCUGUGUGUUCUGGAUUAUUCUCCUACUGCUCCACACAGCAGACUGCGCUGUAGGAUCUCAGCCAGUGGUCUCCAUUGAGGGACACAUAGGGGCAGGGAUGGUUCUGCUGUGUGAGACACAAGGCUGGUACCCUGAACCAGAGGUGGUGUGGCUGGACAGUGAAGGAGACCCUCUCUCUGCUGAUCCUCUGCUGGAGACGAACACAGACUCUGUGGGACUCUACACACUCAGACUGAGUGUCACUGUUCAGGAGACAGAUAGAAACCUCUUCAACUGUAGAGUUAAACAGAAAUACUUGAAGGGAGAUGAGACGGCAAGGAUUCAUGUUCCUGAUGAGCUGUUCUAUCAAAAUUACUCUUGGAAAGUGCCCGUGGCUGUGGUGUUGGGUGUCUGUGUCGUGGGAUUAGCUAUGGCCAUCUGUGUCCUGGUGAAGAGACAAAGACAUAAAAUGAAGCGUUUGAAGACAGACACAGAAACAUUAAUUUCUGAGAAGGAUAAACUCAUUCAUGAGAAGGCAUCGAUCAUUCAUGAGAAGGAUCAGCUCAAUCGUGAGAAAUAUACAACUACUGAUCAGAAGGAAACCCUUUCAGAACAGCUGGAUCUGGUAAACACAAGGGGGUGCCAAGAUUAUGAAGUCGUCAGACGUCAUGCAGUGGAUGUGACUCUAGACCCUGAUACUGCACAUCCCAGACUCAUCCUGUCUAAUGGUGGGAAACAAGUGAGUAAUGGAAGUAAACAGGCUCUUCCUAACAAACCAGAGAGGUAUAGUAGAAGUCAUAAUGUCCUUGGAAAGCAGCGCUUUUCCUCAGGCAGGUUCUACUAUGAGGUGCGGGUCAAAAACAAGACUGAGUGGCAUUUAGGAGUAGCUAAAGAGACCUGCCAGAGGAACGGGGAAAAUAUUGGUUUUAGACCGAAUUGUGGAUACUGGACUAUCAGACUGAAGGAAGAUAAAUACCUGGCUCUGACUAAAGUCGAAGUCCACCUCCACCUGAGCCAGGAGCCCCAGAAGGUGGGGGUGUUUGUGGACUAUGAGGAGGGCAUGGUGUCCUUCUACAAUGUGGAGGCCAAGUGUCGUAUCUUCUCUUUCACUGGCUGUGCGUUCACUGAGACACUUUAUCCAUUCUUCAGCCCUGCUCUUCCAGGUAACUCUGGUGAGAACUCCGCUGCUCUGAUUAUCUGUCCUGUGUAGACGAUGUUCAACCUGAGUCCCCUCACCGGUCUGAAUCUCAAGCAGUUGAAUCUGAUUCAGCUCAACUGUCUGAGGGCCUCAUUUACUAACAGGAUUGCGCCCAUUUCAGGUGUGAAAUAGCGGGUAAAGACUAGGGAUGAGUAUUGAUAAGAUUUUAACAAUUCCGAUUCCUUAUCAAUUCCUGCUUAUUGAUUAGAUUCCUUAUCGAUUCUCUUGUUGAUUCUCCCCUCUACAGCCAACUAGGUCUGUGCGUCCUGCACCCCCGCCCCCACACACACACUUGCUUGUUCUAAACACAUUUCUUAAACUGGCUUUGAAAUGAGCUUACACCUACCACCUCUAGGCCUCUUUAGGCCUCUGUUUUCAAAACAAAAUCUAGUCGAAGAUAGAAACUUUCAGUUUCCUUGUGUUCAAGCUUCUAUAACUCAACACCAGUAGGACUGACAGGGGUCCCAACAACCGGGGACAUAACUUCAGUGUCACCUUUCAAAAGAGACCAUUUACAUGCAUGUACUCCAAAUGGUUCAACAACAGCUUUCAAUGUACUUUGGGUAUGUUGUUUAGGCGUUUUCAGGCACAUUUAACAGGACUAUUAAAAGGUUAAAAAAUUAAAAUGCUAACUUUAAUUAUGGAUUAAAAAAUCGAUAUGCUCAGUUAAAUAAUGGGACAAGCGAACGUUUGCUGAUAACACACGCCCCCCGAUAAUGUGAAGUGAUCAAUAAUGGGAGCCUAAUGCCGGGAGCUAAAAUGUAUGCUUCAAACGACGGGACAGAAAAUAACUUGAUCGACUACACACAA
Molecule: messenger RNA, 2676 nt
Organism: Hypomesus transpacificus
Lineage: Eukaryota; Metazoa; Chordata; Actinopteri; Osmeriformes; Osmeridae
Product: butyrophilin subfamily 3 member A3-like
Exons: 14
Coding region: 670-1878 (402 amino acids)
Molecular function (GO): protein binding
Source: RefSeq, a predicted model, not a curated record